AAUAGCCUAUCUUCGAUAUUUAAGGUACUUUCCCUUCAUGUCCCAUAACUUUGGGACACCCUGUAUAACAUCUUCUGUAUUGAACAACAGUGAAUAGUUUUCCUCGGCUACCAGAGAUCCAACUUCCGUUCUGGCUGAAUUCAAUGGAGACGACUCUGAUUGUAAGUCUGACUUCAGAAGGAGAGAGACUCUACUGACCCAAAAUCAAGUCGGCUCGGGUUGGCAAGACAUCUCUGGUGGCUAGAUUCCUGGGCACGAAGUUUGAGGAUAGUUACACUCCGACUAUAGAAGACUUUCAUCGCAAGCUGUACAGGAUCCGGGGAGAAGUGUACCAGCUAGAUCUUUUGGAUACUUCGGGAAACCAUCCCUUUCCUGCCAUGCGGCGGCUGUCAUUUCUAACAGGUGAUUUAUUUGUGCUCGUAUUCGCAAUGGACUGUCGCGAGUCGUUCGAAGAGGUGAUACGGCUCCGUGAACAGAUCCUGGAGACGAAGGCUACAGCCAGCACCAACAUCCGAGGUCGGCGCCAAGUACCCAGAGUGCCCAUGGCGAUCGCUGGUAACAAAUGUGACAAGGAGUUGAAGUCUGUGCAACCUGAAGAGGCAACUGCGUAUUGUGCUACCCAGGAUUCAACUUGUGUCUUCGUCGAAACAUCUGCAAAGAGAAACUAUCACGUAGACGAUCUAUUCUACGAGCUGUUUGUAGUAGCUAACUUACCUCUCGAGAUGGCGCCAAACCAUCAUAAAAGAGUCAGUGCCGCAUUCGGCAGCCCUUGUACCUUGCCUCCUACAAGUAGUCAAGGAAAUAGAGCUAAAAAAUGUACCUUAUCUAUCAAAAGAAGGUUAUCAGACGCUUGUGGCGUUGUAGCUCCUAAUGUAAGAAGACCAAGUAUCCGUACGGAUCUGAUGAUUAUGAGGACGAAGACUUGUAGCAAAUUGGAUGGAGACAGCGUUGGUGGCAGUCCGAAGUUAAACUUAAACCGGCUUGUAAGGUCGAAUGCACAAAGUGAUAAGCGCUCUUGUUGUAUACAAUAAACAUAUUAGUAGGUAGAAUGAUAGUUAUUUGCUUUUAUUAAUGAUGUCCCAGGCUGUCGAAGUCGGCGGUAGCGUUUACGAUUGAGGUCAGUUGCAGGAUAAGCUAGUGCUCUGAAUUAAUUAACUGAAUCAGUUGCAAUCUUUCACAACCAACUGCGCGUAUAGCUAUCAAAAAUGGCCAAGAUUUUCAUACUUCUAACAUUCUUCAUUUAUAUUUCUUGAAGUUAAGCAGAUUUGUUACAAUUUGCUGGUUGCAAUAUUGGAACUAAAACUGUUCAGUUGUUAAUAGUUUACCAGUGGGAGCCUCCUUUGCACAGGAAGCUGGCUAGAUUAUGGGUACCACAACAGCGCCUAUUUAUGCCGUGAAGCAGUAAUGUGUAAACAUUACUGCGUUUCGAUCUGAAGGGCGCCGUAGCUAGUGAAAUUACUGGGCAAAUGAGACUUAACAUCAUGUCUCAAGGUGACGAGCGCAAUUGUAGUGCCGCUCAGAAUUUUUGUGUGUUUCAAGAAUCCUGAGCAGCACUGCAUUGUAAUGGGUAGGGCAUAUCAUUUACCUACCAUCAGCUGAACGUCCAGCUCGUCUCUUCCCUUAUUUUCAUUAAAAUAAAUAGUAAAAAGUAAUAUUUUGUUCCUCGAGGGCGUUAUUUUGAAUCCAGACAAAAGGAAACAUUCUAAAGUAAAACCAUCGCGAGGAAUAACAUAUAUGCCGCCCGAUAGCAAAUAAUUGGCCUGAGUGAUGCACACAUUUUUUCAUCAAUAUAUAUAAAAAAAACUAUAAGUAUCUAUACUCGAACUUAUAUCGAACUAUUUUUU
This is a messenger RNA of Leptidea sinapis, 1844 nucleotides long. Its product is annotated as GTP-binding protein Rhes. Gene Ontology annotation, molecular function: GTPase activity; GTP binding. NCBI's taxonomy places the organism in Eukaryota, Metazoa, Arthropoda, Insecta, Lepidoptera, Pieridae. Bases 378 to 1031 code for a protein of 217 amino acids. The transcript has 5 exons. The record is from RefSeq and is a predicted model, not a curated record.